Oncorhynchus mykiss (rainbow trout) is the source of this 4328-nucleotide messenger RNA. RefSeq names its product mohawk homeobox a (gene mkxa). The record is from RefSeq and is a predicted model, not a curated record. Gene Ontology annotation, cellular component: nucleus. Gene Ontology annotation, biological process: regulation of transcription by RNA polymerase II; cell development; muscle organ development. Gene Ontology annotation, molecular function: RNA polymerase II cis-regulatory region sequence-specific DNA binding; DNA-binding transcription factor activity, RNA polymerase II-specific. NCBI's taxonomy places the organism in Eukaryota, Metazoa, Chordata, Actinopteri, Salmoniformes, Salmonidae.
AUCCAGGAAUACACGCCAAUGUGUUUUACAAGCUCCAGAUGAGUGCAAUCUAUCACUAAACACACGAGCACCUGCACAGAGUCAAUUGACCAAGCCAGGGAAACGUUUUUCGGUGAGAAUGUAUUGCAUCGGGUCAGACUACUCCGCGCUACUUUCUCAAGAAAACGCGCGCACACACAAUGAAGCAAGCAUCUAACUGAUAUACAAAGCAAAGCACAGAAAAGUGGUAUCGUGCAAUAAUAGACAGAUGGAAAAAGUCCAGACGCAAACUAGCAGUGAACCACUGCAGCGCUGUAUCCCUGAUGCGUGCCGCGGAACAGGCAUAGAGUAUUAACUUUAUGUUCGCAGGCUGGGGCUCUGUGCUAGGAAACAUGAGAAGGGUGACAUAUUCAGCUUCUGGGGCUCAGAAUCGGAGGCCACUGAAUAAAGCAGAGAGGCGACUGCGGUUCGUGUGGUUUUAGCUCAGGAACUUAGAACGGGAACAUGUGAGCAGGGAAUGGACAACUGGAAGCAGGAUUACAAACUACACCGAGAAGCAGGCGGGCUGCCGUACAGGAGACUCACCGGGACACGGGGGCAGCAGCAGCUUCAAUAAGAAGUCAAGUGCAACACUUUCGAGAAGACGGACAGACUUUUACGCAGCAGAUCAUACGGAGGAAUACCGAACCAAAGAUGAAUACUAUUGUGUUUAACAAAUUGAGUAACCAGGUCCUCUUCGAUGAGAAGGCGAAGGAGGCCGAGAGGAGCAGUAGAAAUUAUUUAGAGGUAAUAGAUGGACAGCAUCCGGACCUUCAUCCAGACCUGCUAUCAAGCAAUCAUCAAGUUAUCAAAGACAACAACGGCAUCAGACACAGGAGGCCUACAGUCUGCAACCUUGACAACUACGUUAUGAAAACAAAAUCUGAAAAGGGCCGUCAGAACGGUGGGAAGGUGCGACACAAGCGCCAGGCUCUACAGGACAUGGCUAGGCCUCUGAAGCAGUGGCUCUACAAACACAGGGACAACCCAUACCCCACUAAGACAGAGAAAAUCCUGCUAGCCCUCAGCUCUCAAAUGACCUUGGUCCAGGUGUCUAACUGGUUUGCCAACGCCAGGCGGCGACUGAAGAACACAGUGAGACAGCCAGAUCUGAGCUGGGCGCUGCGCAUCAAACUCUACAACAAAUACGUCCAGGGCAACGCAGAGAGACUGAGUGUCAGCAGCGAUGACACCUGCUCAGAAGACGGGGACAACCCUCAGCGGAUGCAGACGAGCGGCGGCGAGUUCAGCAAGCCCAUGUACCAGAGCGUCAUCAAGAAAGAGGGUGCCACCAUGAUGGGGACGGGGCUCCGAGCCGCUGACGCCGCCUCAUUGGCCGAGGACUACGUGACUCCGCCUCCUAAGUACAAGAGCAGCUUGCUUCACCGGUACCUUAACGACUCGCUGAGACACGUGAUGGUGGCCAACGGUGUCAUGGACGCCAGGAAGAGGAACCACUCGGGAUCCUUCAGCUCCAACGAGUAUGACGACGAUCUCCUCUCCCCGUCGUCCUCAGAAACCGAGGCAAACUUUGUUUAUCGAGCUGAAACCAUGGACCAUGGAUCAAGUAAAUGUGACAAUGGGGGUGUUCAGAAGGAGAAGGUACGGGGCAAAGACGAGACGUACUGGAAGGAGAUCAACGCAGCCAUGGCCUUGACUAACCUGGCGCAGGGAAAGGACAGCGGUGGAUCAGGGACGACCAGCUGCAUCAUCCAGAAGUCCUCUCAUAUAUCAGAAGUAAAGACUGUCAAAGUGCCUCUGGUGCAGAAGUACUAGCGCCUAUCACGGAGUCGUGUGUCUCCAACUCAUCUUCCCUUCUGCUCUCUAUGCAACACCAACCUUCCCUCUGAAAAUUCACUCGGAAGAGACAGUCAAAAACAAGAAACAAGUACUCUCUUUUUUCUGUCUGUAAAAAUGCAGCAGAACUGAAGACAUCCUAUUUCGUGUGUGGGUUGUGUUUUGACCUGCAUCACAUGCAUUAGACAGGUGUUGACAUGAUCAUCGUUAGCUGCAUUGUUCAGUUCUGAACGAGACACUUUUGUUAUGUUAACUUAUUUGAUGUAUCUGAAUUUCUUUUCUUUUUUUUAUACUCUGAAAUUUGUAUUGUACUUUUGCCAAAGUGCCUUUUUAGAAGCAAAGCAUCACACCCGUUGUGGUUAAUAAUGUACAGAGUGCCUCUGGGAACAUAAAGGACUAUCUGAAGAGGAAAAAUAAUAUGGUCUUAUAAGCUUCUUCUGAAGGACUCCCUCCCUCCAUGAUAUGUGCCUUACAACGUGAAUGAAUUUAUCUGACCUUAAAUAAUAUCUGUACUGUUCUAAUUUAUCAAGACACACACACACACACACACAAAGCAGUGGGUGACUAAAUUAAAUGAAACUAAACAGACAAUAACUGUGAAUAUAUAGAUAAAGUUCACUCCAGCCAAACACACUAACACCUAGCACUUGAGGGUUAGAAUGGAUAGGAUACCAGCAGAUCUAUUGUGUUGUCGUUAGUCACAAGCACCAUCAUGUUUUCCACAGCUCGGCCUUGGGAGUUUUAUUUCUGAGAGGGGAUGGAUCCUUAUCAAGGUUUUUAAACUGGAAAGCGCAAGCAAAUGUUGACCUAGCACCAGCAUACAGGCAUGCUCACGUGCACACACACACACACACACACACACACACACACACACACACACACACACACACACACACACACACACACACACACACACACACACACACACACACACACACACACACACACACACACACACACACACACACACACACACACACACACACACACACACACACACACACGCGCACACACACACACGCACACACACACACACGGUCGGGAGGUUUAGUCGGCACAGUGCUAUAUCUGUUUAAUCAAAGAGGGCUGUGAACUAAAGGGAUGUUUUUCUGUCUGUUAUCAGUGUAGUAUUAUAUGAAGUACUGUGUUGCUCCCUUACAUGUUUUCGUUUAGAACAAGGUACGUCAACAGUGUAAAAAAAAGACUAGGAGGUCAAUUUAAUCCAACCCAGAUUGCAGUAUUUAUGCAGUGGUUAUUUUUCCAAUGGUCAAAUGAAUUCACAGACUGGUCUUGGGUUAUGUUUAAAAACCUACAACUACGACCAGGGCGACCCCCCCCCUCCCCGGGACGGAUAUUGUACAUAAAGACACUGAGUAAACAUUGCUAAGGUGGGUUUGAUUGAAUCCCGACCUAGCUCACCAUGCCGUUUAAUCCUACACUCACUCCUGCUUAGCUGUUCUAAAUCACACUCAAUGUGCUGUUUACAAGAAGCCAGAGAGAGAGAGACUUGCUCAAAAAAAUGACAAAUAAAUAGCCUUUUCAGUAUUAUCUCUUUGUCAGCCAGCAAAGCAAUUGUUCAAGUAUUUGUUAUUGUGCGUUUGUUUAUCGCAGUGGUUGUUCUGCUGUAUCAAAGUUUUACUUCACCAUAACGCGUUGUGUUCCUUUUUGUGACCGAAUGGAAAGAAUCCUCCUUAAAUACUUCUAAAGUAUGUUAUUUACAUUGUAGCAACCCAAUGCCAAGUACACAACUGAGAGGAAUCAAGUUGGACUGUUAUAGUAACUAGUCAGCCAUUUUCUGCCGACUCACUAAUUGUUUGUAUAUCUUCAAGGUACUGUUUAUGUGUCAAAAUCUACACUUUAAAAAACAAAAAAUAAUCUCUGUGCUGUUUGGGCCCAUUGUUUGACAACCUAGACUGUGCUUGUGGUCAAGGGGUGAUUGAGAAGAGCUGAACAAAGCUACUUGUAGCCAUGACUCUUAUUCUUGAAUGUGCAAACCGUUAAAAGCUGCACUUUAAACUCUCUGUUCUCCAGUAGGAAGAAAGAGAAGAAAAGUCGUCAUUGAGAAGUUAUGGGAUUGAUUUGAAGGGGGUAACAAUGUGUUGAGGCUUCAGAGGCACAGAACAGCCAUUGUUUUACCUGUACACCCUGUAGGGACACAGAAUCAGUCGGCAAACUAAAUGUACCCCGAGGCUUCGGUCCAGUACUGUACAUUUGUUUCUGUGCAGAAACUCAUGCUUUCAAACAGAUGCUGACAAACGGAAACCAAUUCACUUUUGUCAUAUUUUAGAAAAAUCUAUAAAUUAUUAAGGAUUGUAAAAAAAUAAGUUGGUGAGAAUAGUCUGUUUUUUUUAUUGUUAAGUUAUGAGUUAAAACAUUUUGAUAGAGACUGGAUUGUUAUCCAAUGACCAAAUGCAUAAUAUCUCAUUGUAUUGUCUGAUUUUGCUUUUAUGUAAACAUGUAUUUUGUUAAUCUAUGGUUACUUCCACAAAACAAUGAAUAAACCUUUGAAGAAA